This is a messenger RNA of Closterium sp. Naga37s-1, 6780 nucleotides long. The record is from the annotation of a GenBank genome assembly. NCBI's taxonomy places the organism in Eukaryota, Viridiplantae, Streptophyta, Zygnematophyceae, Desmidiales, Closteriaceae.
AUGGUGCCUGGCAGAUGUCUACCCCCUCAUCCCAUCUCACACUCCCAGCCCCUCAUCCCAUCUCACACUCCCAUCCCCUCAUCCCAUCUCACACUCCCAUCCCCUUAUCCCAUCUCACGCUCCCAUCCCCUCAUCCCAUCUCACACUCCCAUCCCCUUAUCCCAUCUCACACUCCCAUCCCCUCAUCCCAUCUCACACUCCCAUCCCCUCAUCCCAUCUCACACUCCCAUCCCCUCAUCCCAUCUCACACUCCCAUCACCUCAUCCCAUCUCACACUCCCAUCACCUCAUCCCAUCUCACACUCCCAUCACCUCAUCCCAUCUCACACUCCCAUCACCUCAUCCCAUCUCACACUCCCAUCACCUCAUCCCAUCUCACACUCCCAUCCCCUCAUCCCAUCUCACACUCCCAUCCCCUCAUCCCAUCUCACACUCCCAUCACCUCAUCCCAUCUCACACUCCCAUCACCUCAUCCCAUCUCACACUCCCAUCACCUCAUCCCAUCUCACACUCCCAUCACCUCAUCCCAUCUCACACUCCCAUCCCCUCAUCCCAUCUCACACUCCCAUCAACUCAUCCCAUCUCACACUCCCAUCACCUCAUCCCAUCUCACACUCCCAUCCCCUCAUCCCAUCUCACACUCCCAUCCCCUCAUCCCAUCUCACACUCCCAUCCCCUCAUCCCAUCUCACACUCCCAUCACCUCAUCCCAUCUCACACUCCCAUCACCUCAUCCCAUCUCACACUCCCAUCACCUCAUCCCAUCUCACACUCCCAUCACCUCAUCCCAUCUCACACUCCCAUCCCCUCAUCCCAUCUCGCACUCCCAUCACCUCAUCCCAUCUCACACUCCCAUCCCCUCAUCCCAUCUCACACUCCCAUCAACUCAUCCCAUCUCACACUCCCAUCCCCUCAUCCCAUCUCACACUCCCAUCACCUCAUCCCAUCCCACACUCCCAUCAACUCAUCCCAUCUCACACUCCCAUCACCUCAUCCCAUCUCACACUCCCAUCCCCUCAUCCCAUCUCACACUCCCAUCCCCUCAUCCCAUCUCACACUCCCAUCCCCUCAUCCCAUCUCACACUCCCAUCACCUCAUCCCAUCUCACACUCCCAUCACCUCAUCCCAUCUCACACUCCCAUCACCUCAUCCCAUCUCACACUCCCAUCACCUCAUCCCAUCUCACACUCCCAUCCCCUCAUCCCAUCUCGCACUCCCAUCACCUCAUCCCAUCUCACACUCCCAUCCCCUCAUCCCAUCUCACACUCCCAUCAACUCAUCCCAUCUCACACUCCCAUCCCCUCAUCCCAUCUCACACUCCCAUCACCUCAUCCCAUCCCACACUCCCAUCACCUCAUCCCAUCUCACACUCCCAUCACCUCAUCCCAUCUCACACUCCCAUCACCUCAUCCCAUCUCACACUCCCAUCCCCUCAUCCCAUCUCACACUCCCAUCAACUCAUCCCAUCUCACACUCCCAUCACCUCAUCCCAUCUCACACUCCCAUCACCUAAUCCCAUCUCACUCUCCCAUCCCCUCAUCCCAUCUCACACUCCCAUCACCUCAUCCCAUCUCACACUCCCAUCACCUCAUCCCAUCUCACACUCCCAUCACCUCAUCCCAUCUCACACUCCCAUCACCUCAUCCCAUCUCACACUCCCAUCCCCUCAUCCCAUCUCACACUCCCAUCACCUCAUCCCAUCUCACACUCCCAUCCCCUCAUCCCAUCUCACACUCCCAUCCCCUCAUCCCAUCUCACACUCCCAUCCCCUCAUCCCAUCUCACACUCCCAUCCCCUCAUCCCAUCUCACACUCCCAUCACCUCAUCCCAUCUCACACUCCCAUCACCUCAUCCCAUCUCACACUCCCAUCACCUCAUCCCAUCUCACACUCCCAUCCCCUCAUCCCAUCUCACACUCCCAUCACCUCAUCCCAUCUCACACUCCCAUCACCUCAUCCCAUCUCACACUCCCAUCCCCUCAUCCCAUCUCACACUCCCAUCCCCUCAUCCCAUCUCACACUCCCAUCACCUCAUCCCAUCUCACACUCCCAUCACCUCAUCCCAUCUCACACUCCCAUCACCUAAUCCCAUCUCACACUCCCAUCCCCUCAUCCCAUCUCACACUCCCAUCACCUCAUCCCAUCUCACACUCCCAUCACCUCAUCCCAUCUCACACUCCCAUCACCUCAUCCCAUCUCACACUCCCAUCCCCUCAUCCCAUCUCACACUCCCAUCACCUCAUCCCAUCUCACACUCCCAUCACCUCAUCCCAUCUCACACUCCCAUCACCUCAUCCCAUCUCACACUCCCAUCACCUCAUCCCAUCUCACACUCCCAUCACCUCAUCCCAUCUCACACUCCCAUCACCUCAUCCCAUCUCACACUCCCAUCCCCUCAUCCCAUCUCACACUCCCAUCCCCUCAUGCCAUCUCACACUCCCAUCACCUCAUCCCAUCUCACACUCCCAUCACCUCAUCCCAUCUCACACUCCCAUCACCUCAUCCCAUCUCACACUCCCAUCCCCUCAUCCCAUCUCACACUCCCAUCACCUCAUCCCAUCUCACACUCCCAUCACCUCAUCCCAUCUCACACUCCCAUCACCUCAUCCCAUCUCACACUCCCAUCCCCUCAUCCCAUCUCACACUCCCAUCACCUCAUCCCAUCUCACACUCCCAUCACCUCAUCCCAUCUCACACUCCCAUCACCUCAUCCCAUCUCACACUCCCAUCACCUCAUCCCAUCUCACACUCCCAUCCCCUCAUCCCAUCUCACACUCCCAUCCCCUCAUCCCAUCUCACACUCCCAUCACCUCAUCCCAUCUCACACUCCCAUCCCCUCAUCCCAUCUCACACUCCCAUCCCCUCAUCCCAUCUCACACUCCCAUCCCCUCAUCCCAUCUCACACUCCCAUCACCUCAUCCCAUCUCACACUCCCAUCACCUCAUCCCAUCUCACACUCCCAUCACCUCAUCCCAUCUCACACUCCCAUCACCUAAUCCCAUCUCACACUCCCAUCCCCUCAUCCCAUCUCACACUCCCAUCACCUCAUCCCAUCUCACACUCCCAUCACCUCAUCCCAUCUCACACUCCCAUCACCUCAUCCCAUCUCACACUCCCAUCCCCUCAUCCCAUCUCACACUCCCAUCACCUCAUCCCAUCUCACACUCCCAUCCCCUCAUCCCAUCUCACACUCCCAUCAACUCAUCCCAUCUCACACUCCCAUCCCCUCAUCCCAUCUCACACUCCCAUCCCCUCAUCCCAUCUCACACUCCCAUCACCUCAUCCCAUCUCACACUCCCAUCCCCUCAUCCCAUCUCACACUCCCAUCCCCUCAUCCCAUCUCACACUCCCAUCCCCUCAUCCCAUCUCACACUCCCAUCACCUCAUCCCAUCUCACACUCCCAUCACCUCAUCCCAUCUCACACUCCCAUCACCUCAUCCCAUCUCACACUCCCAUCACCUAAUCCCAUCUCACACUCCCAUCCCCUCAUCCCAUCUCACACUCCCAUCACCUCAUCCCAUCUCACACUCCCAUCACCUCAUCCCAUCUCACACUCCCAUCACCUCAUCCCAUCUCACACUCCCAUCCCCUCAUCCCAUCUCACACUCCCAUCACCUCAUCCCAUCUCACACUCCCAUCCCCUCAUCCCAUCUCACACUCCCAUCAACUCAUCCCAUCUCACACUCCCAUCCCCUCAUCCCAUCUCACACUCCCAUCCCCUCAUCCCAUCUCACACUCCCAUCACCUCAUCCCAUCCCACACUCCCAUCACCUCAUCCCAUCUCACACUCCCAUCACCUCAUCCCAUCUCACACUCCCACACUCCCAUCCCCUCAUCCCAUCUCACACUCCCAUCCCCUCAUCCCAUCUCACACUCCCAUCACCUCAUCCCAUCUCACACUCCCAUCACCUCAUCCCAUCUCACACUCCCAUCACCUCAUCCCAUCUCACACUCCCAUCACCUCAUCCCAUCUCACACUCCCAUCACCUCAUCCCAUCUCACACUCCCAUCACCUCAUCCCAUCUCACACUCCCAUCCCCUCAUCCCAUCUCACACUCCCAUCACCUAAUCCCAUCUCACACUCCCAUCCCCUCAUCCCAUCUCACACUCCCAUCACCUCAUCCCAUCUCACACUCCCAUCACCUCAUCCCAUCUCACACUCCCAUCACCUCAUCCCAUCUCACACUCCCAUCACCUCAUCCCAUCUCACACUCCCAUCCCCUCAUCCCAUCUCACACUCCCAUCACCUCAUCCCAUCUCACACUCCCAUCACCUCAUCCCAUCUCACACUCCCAUCACCUCAUCCCAUCUCACACUCCCAUCCCCUCAUCCCAUCUCACACUCCCAUCCCCUCAUCCCAUCUCACACUCCCAUCACCUCAUCCCAUCUCACACUCCCAUCACCUCAUCCCAUCUCACACUCCCAUCACCUCAUCCCAUCUCACACUCCCAUCCCCUCAUCCCAUCUCACACUCCCAUCCCCUCAUCCCAUCUCACACUCCCAUCACCUCAUCCCAUCUCACACUCCCAUCACCUCAUCCCAUCUCACACUCCCAUCACCUCAUCCCAUCUCACACUCCCAUCCCCUCAUCCCAUCUCACACUCCCAUCCCCUCAUCCCAUCUCACACUCCCAUCACCUCAUCCCAUCUCACACUCCCAUCACCUCAUCCCAUCUCACACUCCCAUCACCUCGUCCCAUCUCACACUCCCAUCCCCUCAUCCCAUCUCACACUCCCAUCCCCUCAUCCCAUCUCACACUCCCAUCCCCUCAUCCCAUCUCACACUCCCAUCCCCUCAUCCCAUCUCACACUCCCAUCACCUCAUCCCAUCUCACACUCCCAUCACCUCAUCCCAUCUCACACUCCCAUCACCUCAUCCCAUCUCACACUCCCAUCCCCUCAUCCCAUCUCACACUCCCAUCAACUCAUCCCAUCUCACACUCCCAUCACCUCAUCCCAUCUCACACUCCCAUCACCUCAUCCCAUCUCACACUCCCAUCCCCUCAUCCCAUCUCACACUCCCAUCCCCUCAUCCCAUCUCACACUCCCAUCACCUCAUCCCAUCUCACACUCCCAUCACCUCAUCCCAUCUCACACUCCCAUCACCUCAUCCCAUCUCACACUCCCAUCACCUCAUCCCAUCUCACACUCCCAUCCCCUCAUCCCAUCUCACACUCCCAUCCCCUCAUCCCAUCUCACACUCCCAUCACCUCAUCCCAUCUCACACUCCCAUCACCUCAUCCCAUCUCACACUCCCAUCCCCUCAUCCCAUCUCACACUCCCAUCCCCUCAUCCCAUCUCACACUCCCAUCACCUCAUCCCAUCUCACACUCCCAUCACCUCAUCCCAUCUCACACUCCCAUCACCUCAUCCCAUCUCACACUCCCAUCCCCUCAUCCCAUCUCACACUCCCAUCCCCUCAUCCCAUCUCACACUCCCAUCCCCUCAUCCCAUCUCACACUCCCAUCACCUCAUCCCAUCUCACACUCCCAUCACCUCAUCCCAUCUCACACUCCCAUCACCUCAUCCCAUCUCACACUCCCAUCACCUCAUCCCAUCUCACACUCCCAUCACCUCGUCCCAUCUCACACUCCCAUCACCUCAUCCCAUCUCACACUCCCAUCCCCUCAUCCCAUCUCACACUCCCAUCACCUCAUCCCAUCUCACACUCCCAUCCCCUCAUCCCAUCUCACACUCCCAUCAACUCAUCCCAUCUCACACUCCCAUCCCCUCAUCCCAUCUCACACUCCCAUCCCCUCAUCCCAUCUCACACUCCCAUCACCUCAUCCCAUCCCACACUCCCAUCACCUCAUCCCAUCUCACACUCCCAUCACCUCAUCCCAUCUCACACUCCCAUCACCUCAUCCCAUCUCACACUCCCAUCCCCUCAUCCCAUCUCACACUCCCAUCCCCUCAUCCCAUCUCACACUCCCAUCACCUCAUCCCAUCUCACACUCCCAUCACCUCAUCCCAUCUCACACUCCCAUCACCUCAUCCCAUCUCACACUCCCAUCACCUCAUCCCAUCUCACACUCCCAUCACCUCAUCCCAUCUCACACUCCCAUCCCCUCAUCCCAUCUCACACUCCCAUCACCUCAUCCCAUCUCACACUCCCAUCCCCUCAUCCCAUCUCACACUCCCAUCACCUCAUCCCAUCUCACACUCCCAUCACCUCAUCCCAUCUCACACUCCCAUCCCCUCAUCCCAUCUCACACUCCCAUCAACUCAUCCCAUCUCACACUCCCAUCACCUCAUCCCAUCUCACACUCCCAUCACCUCAUCCCAUCUCACACUCCCAUCACCUCAUCCCAUCUCACACUCCCAUCACCUCAUCCCAUCUCACACUCCCAUCACCUCAUCCCAUCUCACACUCCCAUCCCCUCAUCCCAUCUCACACUCCCAUCACCUCAUCCCAUCUCACACUCCCAUCCCCUCAUCCCAUCUCACACUCCCAUCACCUCAUCCCAUCUCACACUCCCAUCACCUCAUCCCAUCUCACACUCCCAUCCCCUCAUCCCAUCUCACACUCCCAUCAACUCAUCCCAUCUCACACUCCCAUCACCUCAUCCCAUCUCACACUCCCAUCACCUCAUCCCAUCUCACACUCCCAUCCCCUCAUCCCAUCUCACACUCCCAUCCCCUCAUCCCAUCUCACACUCCCAUCACCUCAUCCCAUCUCACACUCCCAUCACCUCAUCCCAUCUCACACUCCCAUCACCUCAUCCCAGACUGCAUGAGCACAGCCAUCAAGCUGGCUGGAUAAUGGAUAAUUGGGGGAGUUAA